AUGUCGAACGAUAAUUUGAAAUUCUCUCUACGCUCAAUUUUUGAGAAAAACAAGCUCAAUGAAACGAACUUCCUUGAUUGGGAAAGGAAUCUGAGAAUUAUUCUCAGGUCUGAGGGACGUGAGGACGUCCUAACUACUCCUAUCCCCACUGUGACUGGAACCUCAUCAGAUGAGGAGAAGGAAACAUCAACUCGGGUGAAAACUGAAGCAUUACCUGUUACUUGCCUCAUGCUAACUGCAAUGGAGCCUGAAUUGCAAAAGAGGUUUUUGCAUUCUAAUGCUUAUACUAUCAUAACUGAACUGAAAACGCUGUUUCAGGAUCAGGCAAGGAUAGAGCGAUAUGAGACUCACAAGGCUAUACUUGAUAGCAAGCUUGUGAAGGGAAAACCAGUGAGUCCUCAUGUGAUUAGCCUGACUGGGCUUUUCAAGAGGAUGGAAAAUCUAGGGACCCCAUAUGACCAAGAGUUGGCCACUGAUAUUGUUCUUAGAUCCUUACAUGAUGGUUUUGCACCAUUUAGAAUGCAAUACCAUAUGAAUGGUCUAAAGCAUGAUCUGAAUGAGCUCCAUAACAUGCUUAAAAAUGCUGAAGGCAAUACUAUUGAUGACAAGAAGAAGGAAGCCAAGGGACACUGGAAAAGAAAUUGUCCCAAGUACCUAGAAGACAAGAAGAACGGGACUGUGAGUUCCACUUCAGGGACUUAG
Messenger RNA from Impatiens glandulifera, 702 nucleotides. RefSeq lists its product as uncharacterized. Bases 1 to 702 code for a protein of 233 amino acids. The transcript has 3 exons. NCBI's taxonomy places the organism in Eukaryota, Viridiplantae, Streptophyta, Magnoliopsida, Ericales, Balsaminaceae. The record is from RefSeq and is a predicted model, not a curated record.